AUGGAGACUAAAGGAGGACGAGAGUUAGCAAACUUUGCUCUACAUCGAGCAACUCAAACAUUUUUGAAGAAUGUUCCGGCAAUCAAUCUCUUCAACGCAAGGUUUAAGGAACAAAUAAAGGACGUGCAUAAUGCUCGUGCUGCGUUUCUUCGGUGUGAUACAGAAUUUAAUUCUAACUUCAUUCAAAAUGUUAUAAAGGAAGCUAAUAUGGAAAAGCGCCUGGGAAAUUUGGAGGCAGCUUCUAAUGUAUAUGAGAAAGCACUUGAAAUGGCAGCAGAGAGAAAGAAAUUGCAUGCUGUUCCCAAUCUGUAUAUCUAUUUUUCCCGGCUUAAGUACAUGAUCACUGGUAGUGUAGAUGCUGCUAGAGAUGUAAUAAUUGAUGGUAUACAACAUGUGCCUCUCUGCAGAUUACUACUAGAGGAGUUGAUAAAAUUUGCAAUGAUGCAUGAAGGAUCAAGACAAGUGAAUACAGUUGACUACAUCAUUGCCAGUGCAAUAUCCCCUGGGCCAGAUGCAUCCCAAGGUUUGAGCACUAAAGAUCGAGAGGAAAUAUCAUGCUUAUAUUUGGAGUUUGUUGACCUCUGUGGAACUAUCCAUGAUGUGAACAAGGCAUGGCAUCGUCACAUGAAAUUGUUUCCACACUUGACAAGGACCGCCCCUGCAUAUGAGAGCCCCACCACAGGUAGCCAAUUGUUGAACAUGACCAUGGAAGGAAGACAUAGCAAUCCUUUUGCUUUGCUUCUGGAAGACAGAGGCCAUGGUUCUGCCCAUGGAGCCCAGCUCGCAUUGCAAGAACAGGAACGAAUACUGCCAAAAAAUCAAACCAUCCAGCCUGACCAGGUUUUGACAGACCAGACCCAACCAGAAGACCAUAACAACAGUGCACAGGAGAGAAAGCAACAGUCACCGCGUAAAGUUGCAACACAAUUCAGAGAUGAUGAAUCUGGAGUAAAUGAAUUAAUCCAUGACUCUGGACAUAAAUCUGGAGAUGAUGCGUCUAGACCAAUUGAUUCAAGUCCUGAUUUUGUAAACCACCCUAGAGAAGGUAUAUAUGGAUCAGUGGAGUCAAGUCAAGAUUUAGUUCUCCAAUCUGGUGAAGAUGCACCAGGACCAUAUGAGUCAAUUUAUGAGGCGGAGCAGCCAUCAGGGCCAACUGCACCUUUGGAAGGUUCACAAGUGUACUCUGAUUUAAUCAAUAUUCAGCAGGAACGUGACCAUGAAUUUGGUCAGCAUCUGAACCAGUGUUUGUCGAAGAGUAUUUCCUCAAAUUUUCAGUGGAAGGAAACCCAAGAAUUACUGACUAUGGCAUCUAGGGAGGAAGACGUACCACAAGAAAUCUCCACUUCUAAUGGAAGAAUACUAGAGGAUUGCCAGAAUGCUAAGGGAGAUCUUUCUAUGGCCUGCCCGAACAGCAUUCCAGCUGCUGAUUAUGCUCAAUUCGAGAACAAAUCAGAUGGAAAUGAGUUAGUAGGUCCCUCAUCUUCAGCAAGUCAUCAGGAUCCUACCACAACACGACUACAUUCACAGCUAGAGGGUACUUCACAUAGCAGUGAAAGCUGGCAUCAAACGUAUAACAUGGUUACAGCUUCCGUAAGUGCAAGUUCUGAGUUUCAUGAGCGUCCACAAGAUCAACAGGGUCAACAACAGCAGGAUUCUCCAAAGCAACAACACCCAUCUGCUGAAACAUGCGCCACGAGUCAAGGUAAGUGCUACUCAGGGGAAUUUACCAUCUGCUCAUGCCUGGGCACAGCUUAA
Ilex paraguariensis (yerba mate) is the source of this 1755-nucleotide messenger RNA. The record is from the annotation of a GenBank genome assembly. Lineage: Eukaryota; Viridiplantae; Streptophyta; Magnoliopsida; Aquifoliales; Aquifoliaceae.